UGAACGCAAAACACGGAAGUGUUUCAAAUCCCGCAGCAGAAGUUGAGAUUGGAAUCUACGGGGACGGAGAUCAGCUCGAUGGUGAACCUAGGCUUAUCCAGGGUGGACGAUGAAGUGGCGGCUAGGCACCCGGGUUUAUCAGGAUAUGCAUCAUGUCAGUCACAAGCCUUCAUGAAGGGGGUGGCCACUUUUGUCACAGGUACUGUCACAGCAAUGAUAAUCCAGAGUGCUUUGAAGAGGAGACUUCCAUACCCUAUGAAAUGGAAUAUACUGGUGUCUGUAGUUGCAGGUUCUGUUGCCAGCUAUUCGGUGACUAGAAGAGAGACGGAAAAAUGUUCCAAAUUGUGGAUUUAUCUUGAGAAAGGUCCUCAGCCGCAAUUGCAUAACACAGAUUACCAGCAGACUACAGAAUCGGAUGAAAAGUACAGGAAAACCAAGAAUAUAUACGGGGAUCAAGCUGAAUAAAUCCCUGUUUACGCAGUAUGGGACUUUCCUGCACUUGACACAGACCAAAAGAUCACACAGAAAAAAAAAAUGAAUGUGGUAUUUUUAUACACUCAGA
Messenger RNA from Rana temporaria (common frog), 562 nucleotides. RefSeq names its product transmembrane protein 141 (gene TMEM141). The transcript is spliced from 5 exons. The coding region runs from base 79 to 465 and encodes 128 amino acids. Lineage: Eukaryota; Metazoa; Chordata; Amphibia; Anura; Ranidae. The record is from RefSeq and is a predicted model, not a curated record.